AUGGAAGGUAGCAUGGUCUUUGAUAAUGAUAAACUUGUCCUUGAAAUCCAGUCUGGUGGGGAGUCUGAAGAUGAAGCAAUUGCUAAAGCAGAGCUAAAGGAGCUUUUCAAUCAAGAGCUAUGUGACGAUUUGUUAGAAGACAGCGAGGAAGAAGAAGACUCCUCAUUUUAUUCUCCUCCUCCCCCUCCUCAAAGCAACGCUACUGCUUUAGGAUAUCAGUCUGUACUCCCAGUAGACGUCUUUAACGGAACCAGUCAAGCAUACACUGAGGGAGACGAUACCUUUAAUGGAGUGACAGGCACACAUUACAAUCACUUGGGAAGAUCACAGCUAGAGACACUUUAUUAUAGUAAAUGUAAUCAAAUGAAGCAAAUGGAAGAACAGAUUAAUGCAUUUCAGGAAGAGACUGAGAAAAAGUUGGGUACACUGCGGCACUUGAAUAGACAGUUAGAGGCUGAUAAAUUGGCACUAAUGGAGGAACUUGAGAGCCAGAGACACGUGGGUGAUGAAUUAAACAAGAAAGUAAUAGAAAACAAAGACUUGUCGCAGAAGAUGGAGCAGAUGCAGAAAGAAAAAGAUGAGCUCUUACUUCAGCUUGAUUCUGCUCAGAAAACAAUCCAGUCACUAUCAUUACAAGUGACAGAGUUAAGCCAGACAGAUUCAAUACAGCGACUGCGUUUGAGCUAUGAAGCGGCUUUUGAAGAGUUGAGGAAACAGCACGAAAUAGAGUUGUCAAAUUUAGCGUCCCAUAAUUCAGGAACCACAUCAUCUUCGCCAAUACCUGAAAAUGGUAGUCUAGUUGAGAAGGAACAUGUCACUGAUGCUAAUGGACACUCUAGUCAAUUGGAAAAGGAGAGAAGGGAGUUGAUAGCACAAGUGGAGGAUUUGACAACACAGCUUCUCUUUCAGCAAGAGAGAGUUAUGCAGGCUGAAGAAUCUGUGCAACAACUGCAGUUAGUUUUAGACAAUACCAAGGCAGAAAAUGAAAAGGCUUGUAAAGACUAUCGUAGUCAUAUUAACAGGCUUGAGGAGCAGCUUGACUGCCAGCAAGCAGUAUCAGAGGCUAAGCUAAAAACGAGCUUAGAACAGUGCCGCCAAGCUUGCCUCAAGCUACAUGAAGAUUCUUCCAGAAGACUAAAGGAGGAGUUUUCAAAUGAAAAGUCGAAAAUUGAACACAUCCAUUUUGUUGAUUUAGAGAAAUUAAGGAAAGAGAUAGGUACUCUCAAGUCCAGUCUAUCCACAACACAACAGCAAUUUGUUCAGAUUGAUUCUGCAAUUGCUGCAGCUCGCAAGUUGUGGAUCAGUGAACAGGAUAAAAGAACAAAUGAGCUCAUUCAGUUAUCCCUGAAGCAAGUCCAAGAGAAGCACUCGUCGACUCUUAAGAAGCUUGUUCAAGAGAAAGGUGAAGUUAUACAGCUCCUGGACAUUAGUAAUCAAGAGAAAUUGAAAUUGGAGCAAGAUUUUAAAAAGACAAAAGAGAAAUUAAAGAAAGGUAGACCAUAG
This is a messenger RNA of Amphimedon queenslandica, 1503 nucleotides long. RefSeq names its product myosin-J heavy chain-like. The transcript has 10 exons. Lineage: Eukaryota; Metazoa; Porifera; Demospongiae; Haplosclerida; Niphatidae. The coding region runs from base 1 to 1503 and encodes 500 amino acids. The record is from RefSeq and is a predicted model, not a curated record.